This is a messenger RNA of Rhizophagus irregularis DAOM 181602=DAOM 197198, 664 nucleotides long. The record is from RefSeq and is a predicted model, not a curated record. NCBI's taxonomy places the organism in Eukaryota, Fungi, Glomeromycota, Glomeromycetes, Glomerales, Glomeraceae.
CAAUAACAAAAAAAUAAAAUUGUCAAAGACUCCAAAAAAUACAAAACCCUUCUCAGAAAUCUGGGAAUAUUAUGAAAAAGGUGCACAAAAGAAUAAUGGACAUUAUGAAGCUAUUUGUUUCUAUUGUAAAACAAAAUGGUCAAGUGGAAAGCCACAAAAAAUGGAAGUGCACCUGGCAAAUGAAUGUAUACAAUGUCCUGAAGAGAUAUCAAUAUAUUGGCGUGAAAAUAUAGCUAACCGACAAACAACCUAUUCUCGUAAUAACCAAAAAUUACUUUCUUCACAACCACCUUAUUCAACUCAAACACAAAUAACCGAUCAUUAUAAGUCUGAUCAGUCUUUACCCAAAUUUGUUGUUGACCGACUUGAUAAAAAGAUUUUAAAGGCUUGGGUCAUGGCUGGUAUUCCAUUUAAUGUAAUAGAAAACCCAUUUGUUUUAGAUCUCUUUAAAGAUCUAAAUCCUGGUUAUUCCCCACCAUCACGAACUACUCUCUCUGACCUUCUUAUUACAGAAGAAUAUACACGAGUGAAUCUGGCGAUUGAACGUGAUUUGGAACAAUCUGAUAAUCUUACUUUAGCGUUAGAUGGUUGGACUACUCCUAAAAUGUAAUCAAUUUAUAAUUACAUAGUCACAACUGAUACUCGAAUGGAAUAUUUGAUUGGU